AUGGAAAAACCAGUAGACCCUCUUAUUGUUGAGAGAGUGAUAGGAGAUGUUCUUGAUCUUUUUACACCAACUAUAAAAAUGUCUGUUGCUUAUACUGACAGGAAAGUCUGCAAUGGACAUGAGCUUUAUCCAUCAACUAUUGCUUCAAAACCUAAAGUUGCUGUGGAAGGAGAUGAUAUGAGAUCUUUCUUUACAUUGGUGAUGACAGACCCAGAUGUUCCUGGUCCUAGUGAUCCUUAUUUGAGAGAGCACCUGCACUGGAUAGUGAGUGACAUUCCAGGAACAACAGAUGCCACAUUUGGAAAGGAGAUAGUGAGCUAUGAAAUUCCAAGGCCAAACAUAGGAAUCCACAGGUUUGUGUUUGUGUUGUUCAAACAAAAAAAAAGAUCACAAAUACAGCACCCACCUUGGUCAAGGGAUAAUUUCAACACUCGAAAUUUUGCUGCUGAAAACGAGCUUGGUCUUCCUGUUGCUGCUGUUUACUUCAAUGCACAAAGGGAAACUGCUGCAAGAAGACGCUAA
This is a messenger RNA of Jatropha curcas, 522 nucleotides long. RefSeq names its product CEN-like protein 2. Gene Ontology annotation, biological process: negative regulation of flower development; vegetative to reproductive phase transition of meristem. The record is from RefSeq and is marked provisional. Gene Ontology annotation, cellular component: cytoplasm; nucleus. NCBI's taxonomy places the organism in Eukaryota, Viridiplantae, Streptophyta, Magnoliopsida, Malpighiales, Euphorbiaceae.